CAACAAAAGGUUGUGUGAAAGUUGAACACCAUCUUUAUGCAUGUGUGCGAACACGUUGUAGCUCAUUUAUAUACAUAUAAAUCCUAACUAUAUAAUUUGAAAGUAAUUUUUAUUUUUUUGGAGACUGCAUUAGCUCAGUUUAAUUCAAACCACAAUGAUGUCAUACUUGUGGAUUUUCUGUUUGGGAAGUUUAAUCGUUACUGGAGUGAGGAUGCAAGAAGAUGCUGUGGAAGACGCUGAGAAUGCCGAGGCUGCGGCAGAUGACCUCGCCCCAGCAGAUGGAAAGGAAUCAACGGUUCCUGAUAAUGCCAACACCACUGCAGAAGAUUUACCGCAAGAUUCAGACGACACAUCUGUCAGUGAGGCCGAUGGAGAGGCUGCAGCGGCUGAUCCAGUAGAACCUGAAGAAGAUGUAGAAGAGCCUGUGACCCCUACGAUCCCUGCAGAUCCUGAUGCUGAAGACACAACCCCUGAACCAGAAGAUGCAUCAGAUGUCGAGCCCACAGUAGAGAGUUCUGAAGAACCAGCAGCAGCUGAAGAGGAACCUGCUGAAGAAGAAGAAGAAGAAGAAGCUCCUGCUGAAGCAGGUGAAAAUGAUAUGACUGUAACAGAUGAUGCAGGUGAUGAGGAAGUAACAGGCGAUUCAGAUGCGGAUGCUGCAGGUGAUGCAGAUGUGGAUGUUGCAGGCGAUGCAGAUGCGGAUGCUGCAGGCGAUGCAGAUGUAACGGUCAAUCCGCUGGUUGAUGAACCUGAAGUCACUCAAACAGAAGCUCCAGAGGAACCAGCACAAGAGGAACCAAGUGAAGAUGAAGCAGAUACACCUGAAGGUCCUGCUGAAACAGACUCCAGUGAUGUAACAGAGAAACCAGAUGAAGAAAUUGAGAAAGCUAGGAGAGCAGGAUUCGAUCUGUCUGACGCUUUCCCUGAUUUAGCAGAGAAUAAAUUUGGAGAUGCAGACAGGCACAGCGCAAGUGACAGCGGUCCUGGGAAAGCACGCAGUGCUGGAGCAUCGUCUGGCCCAAGUGACCGUGGAUCUGGUACAGUUGUUGGUGUUGUUUGUGGGAUCGCAGUGGCAGCCAUUGGUGCAAUUACAGGCUACUUCACAUAUCAGAAGAAAAAACUGUGUUUCAAAGUCCAAAGAGGUGACCCAGAGAGUGCCAAAGAAGAGAACGACACACAGAACGACCCUCAAGUUUUAAGUAAUCUUCUGCCUUCAUCAUGAAUCAACCAGUGAAAGAGUUGUGCGAGCGGUGAAUUCCCAUGAUGCUACUGUGAACUGGUUCACAUCGGAACAGCAUGUUAUAACGACACACAUUUACACAGCUUAAGGAUCAUGGUGCACUUCACAAAUAAAUGGGUUGUCAUCAUAAAUUCACAGUGUGGAAACAUCUUUGAUGGGUGAACACACAAAUGUCAUUUUCACAUUCAUUUAAAGUCCCUGUGUCAGAUAAAGGCUUUAUUCAUAAUCUCAUUUCCUUCUGUUUCGACUACAGUUCUAGUUAACAUAGGACUGUUAUUGAUUUAUUUGUUUUGAAUGUAAUUUCACAGUUUGAAUGGUAUGGGGUGUGUAUGCUUGUUUGUGUGUGUGUGUGUGUGUGUAUACAUGACGGCCUUUUUUGGGGGAGGCAUUUUCAUUUCAUUAAAAAGUGUUGUUUAGUUUCUUGCUAUAUUGUUAAUCACAUUGUUUUGUUUGAUGUCAAGCAGCCACUGAUUCGUAUAAAUCAGACCUGACACUGUGGAAUGAUUCACAAAAUGAAAUUUUGUUCUGACCAAAUAGAAUUCAUCUGACAUUUUUUUUAUUUUAUUCUGUAAAUACAUUAUGUUGUUGAGUUUGAAUAAAGGGUUGGUUCUGUUUAAAUGACUGUACAGUUAAUUGCACACUGUUUCAAAAUUAAAAUAAAAUGACAAACCAGAAGUCUACAAAA
Messenger RNA from Myxocyprinus asiaticus (Chinese sucker), 1925 nucleotides. Its product is annotated as cytochrome c1-like. Bases 155 to 1222 code for a protein of 355 amino acids. The transcript is spliced from 24 exons. The record is from RefSeq and is a predicted model, not a curated record. Lineage: Eukaryota; Metazoa; Chordata; Actinopteri; Cypriniformes; Catostomidae. Gene Ontology annotation, biological process: homotypic cell-cell adhesion; T cell extravasation; positive regulation of neutrophil extravasation.